Aphanomyces astaci is the source of this 1379-nucleotide messenger RNA. RefSeq lists its product as hypothetical. Bases 34 to 1308 code for a protein of 424 amino acids. NCBI's taxonomy places the organism in Eukaryota, Oomycota, Saprolegniomycetes, Saprolegniales, Verrucalvaceae. The record is from RefSeq and is a predicted model, not a curated record. Gene Ontology annotation, biological process: potassium ion import across plasma membrane; regulation of monoatomic ion transmembrane transport. Gene Ontology annotation, cellular component: plasma membrane. Gene Ontology annotation, molecular function: inward rectifier potassium channel activity. The transcript has 8 exons.
CGGUGUGUGAUAUCCAGAGGUUCGUAUUUUUCAAUGCGUCGGCCAGCAGCGGACCUCAGCGAUGAUGAGGGCGGGUACGACAAGAAGACCUCCACAGAUUACGUGCAAGGUGGUGACGAAAAGCACGGGAAUGCUGCCGCGCAUCCGUCAAAAUGCCGCAUGAUUGAUCGAUCCGCUGGGUCGAACCAUUCACUCGGCACAUGGAACAUUCGCCGCCUUCGCGCGUCUGACGCGUACAAGCGGUACCUGUCUGCGCCGUUCCACACGUUGGUCAACAUGAGCGUGUACAAAGUGGUGAUCGGUCUCUCGCUUGUCUACUUGACUGUCAUCGCCGUCUUCGGGCUGCUCUACCUCAGCAUCGACAGCUCGUGCAACUUGGCCAUCGCCACGUUCCCCCAAGGGUUCAUCUUUUCCGUCAGUGUGUUGUUUACGAUCGGGUUUGGUGUGGGUGGCAACGACGUGUUCUUCAACAGCUGCGGCAGUGCCAUCACCCUCAUCACGGCCCAGACGAUCGUGGGAGUGUUCCUCGAUGCGAUGGCGUUUGGUAUCUUUUACCAGCGCUUUGCCCGCGGCCAAUCCCGCGCCAACACCAUCCGCGUGUCGGCCUUUGCUUGCGUCCAAAAGAUCCGCGGCCACCUCUACUUUACGUUUCAAACGUGCGAAAUGCGCAAGCACCAGCUGUCGGAAGCACACGUGCGAUGCUAUGCCGUGCUGCACAAGUCGGUGCAUUUUCCCCAUCAAGUGCACCAUAUGCAAGCGUACCCGAUGCGGCUGCAGCAGCCGGAUGACGACUUGAACGGAUGGCUGAUCUUGGCCUUGCCCACCAUCUGCGUGCAUCGGCUGGACGCGUGGAGUCCGCUGGCGCCGCCGCCGCUCGACCCAGAACCCACGCACAACCCCGCAACCCAAGCACUGUUCCCAGAACCGCCGCAACGUGCGGUGGACAUUGAGUCUGGCACCCGCGAAAACAAGUACCGCGUUGACAAGCCCGCGCUCUUCAACUCGGCGACCACGAACGUCUUGACGCCCGUGACCAAAGCCGACAUCGACCGGCUCUUGCGCUUCUGGAGCGACACGGAAAUGGAAGUGGUGGUGGUCGUCGAAGGGGUCGACGCGGCCACGUCCUCCACGACCCAGAUGCGGCACUCGUUUAAGGCGCACGACGUCGUGUUCAACGAACAGUUUGUCAACUGUGUGUUCAUCGACAACGAGACCGGGGGCGCCAUCAUCGACUUUAAGCACUUUGAUCGGACCACCCCACUCGACUUUGCGGCGAUUCCCGUCACUACGCCGCGUGAAGCUGUGUAACGUGUCGUGCAAGGACUCGUAAUACAUACACAUUACAUUGGUUUUCAUGCAUAGUAAUAAUACCUUCGAUU